GACUUCCGCGGCCGGCCGGGCCGGGCAGGCGCCGCGCUAGCGGAGCGCUUUCCGCCGCCGUUUGUCUCCCGUCUCUUGCCGUUCGCAGCAGCUGCUGCUGCUGCUGCGCAACCCCUUACCCGCCCGCCACUCGCCCCAGUGGCGUCGCCUCCUCCUCUCAGCCUCGCACGGCGCGGCCCGACAGACAUACACAGCUGAAGAAUCAAAAGUUGAGAUGAGUAACCAAGCGGCUGAUGUGCUACGUUGCUGGAGGUGUAGAAAAUACAUAGCAAAUUCUGUUUGCCUUGCAAAAUGUCAUGGAAAAGAACCAUCUGAUACAUCACAACCUUCAGCUGCUGCUCAGGAGUCUUGCAAUGUAUGGCAUGUGGACUUAGAAGCCAUUCCAGAGUGGGUGAAAUGUGUCAUUGAAAAGGCACAGUGGACAAUUGGAAAACUGCACUGUCCAUUCUGUGAGGCCUGCUUAGGGGGCUUUAACUUUGUUUGUGACACAAAAUGUUCCUGUGGACAGUUAGUUAAUAUACAUUUCUGCAAAAGUCGGACUGACUAUCAGCCAGCUUUCUCUGUUAAAUUCAGAAAAUCAUCAGGAAAGCACUUACCCCUCCUUGGAAUUCAGUCUGGUUUCAGCAAGAAUACCUGCCACGAAGUCGUGGCUUCAUCUUUGGAAAUUAAAAAUCAAGGGUUUUCCUACCUUAGCAGAAAUAAUAAAGGUACUGGAAGAUUAAUAGAAGCACUUUGUCUAGAAAUAAAAUCUCCCAGAUUUGAGAUGAAAAGUAAAAUGCUUCCCAUAAAGGCUUUAGAUCAAAAAGGAAAUCUUUCUGCUUCUUUUCCUAUGAAUGAUGUACACACUGUAAAACCUUUCCACAGAAGAUCACGUAGUUUGGAUUUAAAUAUCGGAGAGAGAUAUAUUUUGUCACCUGUGUUAUAUGAGGCUUGCAGUAUGGGAAUGAUUUACCAUGUCCAAAACAAAUACACACAGAGUGGCUUACGAUUAGAGACCAAUAGGAAAGAUGGUUGUGCUUUUCAGGACCAAUGUAGUUCCACUGCUGACAAACUACAAAAAAAGUUUCGAGUUACUUCCUUUACAUUAGUACAUAGAGACACAGAAAGUGAGUGUGAUUUUGAAGCUACUGGACAAUCUUCUGGGGGUGCCAUUGAGGAUGGAUCACCUUCUUUGAUGAACCUUUCUUCGUCUAUGAGUGUUGUAGAAGAGGAACAACACAUCAUGCCUGGUGGUCUUGUGCAGCCCACAAGUAUUUCCUUCAACCAAAAGUUGAAUAAGAGAGAAAGAAACAAGUUGAAAAGCUUAAGGAGAAAACAAAGGCGGCGAGAACGGUGGCUACAGAAGCAAACUGCAAAUGAUAACCUGAAUACAGACGAUGAGCAUGAACUAAGAGGAGAUAAAGAAAGCUAUCUCUGUGCAGUGUGCCUGGAUGUAUAUUUCAAUCCUUACAUGUGCUACCCAUGCCACCACAUCUUCUGUGAACCUUGCUUAAGGAUGCUUGCCAAAGACAAUCCAGCCAGCACUCCAUGUCCACUGUGCCGCACUACGAUUGCCAGAGUCUUUUUCCAAACAGAAUUGAACAACUCAACCAAAUCUUUUUUCCCUACGGAAUAUUUGAAGUUAAAAGAAAACUUUCAAAAAUCAAAUUCUGCAAAAUGGCCUCUACCAAGCUGCAAGAAAGCCUUUAGAGUUUUUGAAGGUUUUCAAAGACGCUCAGAUACUGUAACGAGGAGGCAUUUCCCACAUGCUGCUCACAGGAUGGACUACAUGGACUUCGAGGACGAUAGCCGUGGAUGGCGGUUUGAUAUGGACAUGGUGAUAAUCUACAUUUAUUCAGUCAACUGGGUAAUAGGAUUUAUUGUGUUCUGUUUUCUUUGUUAUUUCUUUUUCCCUUUUUAGUCUGUAAUAGUCACACUUAAAGAAGAGCGCAGUCAUGUGAACCACAAUGUGUACAGAAAAAGCUUGAAGAAGGCAAAAUGUUUGCUUGAUGUUGCGUUUUUAUCACAGUUGUUAUAGACUGCAUCAAGGAUGCUGUGAGGCUAUUUGACACUUCUGCUAUACGUGACAAAGUACUCGAGUUUGGUUCCAAAUAUAAUGUGAAAUCCAGAUCAUACUUCAUUCAGUGGAAGUUGUGCCUUGAUUUUGGUGGGAAUAGGAUUUACACCUAAUGUAUAACAUAUUACUCAGCUGAAAUAUGCAGUACUACUUGUUCUUAGGGGAGUUCUGUGUACUACAGCAAAACAUGAUCCAUUGAGUCUUUCUGGGGUUCAGUUUUUAAGUUGACACACAUUGUUCACUUACUGCUGCUUCGGUUUCUCAUACAUAAAACCAAUAAAGCUGCUUUUGGGAACACGAGAUUGUAAGCACUGCAGUGCUGCACCAUGCAUUAUAUAGGCAUUCAUCAGACCUGUUUCAAUGGUGUAAUCCAAAUUCUGGAAAAUUUUGACCACUGAUAGACCUGUCAGCAUUCUACUGUAGGGAUGUGCUAUAUUCAGUGCCUAAAAUUUUGAGCCUAAAAAAAAAAAAAAAAAACAAAAAAAAAACUACCAAACAAAAAAGAAACAAUACUGCAUGCUGUGCUGACAGUUCAUCUUUUCAGCAAAUGGCAGUCAGAAGGAAAUGAACUAACAACCCCAAGUUCUGCACAUUAAAGGGACUGUUUUUCUGCAUAUUCCCAGAGUAGUGCUGUGCCGUUUUUUACCCAUCCAGAUGAGUGUGUUUGGACCCCACAAGACAGCUAAUGGAGGGCAAGCAUCAGGCCUGCUGGCUAUGGUGCCGUGGGACGCUAACCUCAGUAAAUACUGGAGAAAAAAGCAUUCUCCAGUUUGAGGAAUCAGUAUCAUUAUUAAAUUGCUGUAACAAUUUGGGGAUACUCUUUUAAGUGUGGGCUCACCAGGACUAUGUGUUUCUAGGGAGGUCACAAAAGAGGGGACAGUAUUUAUUUGCACCUUUCAUGUGAAACAAUUCUAAAGCACUUUAUUGUUUUUCUAUAUAUCGAUUGCUGAGUUACAGUAUCAAACUGCAGCCAGUUCAGCAAUCAUUCCAUACUUGCUGCUUUACACAGUAUUUUCAAAUGAAAGUGAAAGAGUAUCUAUUAAAUAAUGAAAAGGAUGUUAUUAAUAGAAAUUUUUACGGGAAUCGGGUGCUGAAGAAUGGUACAAGGUAGUUCAGGGGCUUACUUUUCAGGAAUGUAUAAAGACAUUUUUAUGUCUAAGGGCAUGACCCUGCAAAGUACACUGUGGUUUCAUCUGGAAAAACAUGUGAGUAUAUUUAUGUAAUUUAUGUAGUCCCUCUGGUAUCAGGAUUUGUGUGGGGGACCCAUGUUUUUUCAGUAGGUGGUGUACUCCCCUGUUCUAUCAGAGGACAAGGAGAAAUGUGUUGUGGAAGGUGCCAUCUGCCAAAUGUGAUGGAAUGGAAUGAAAUGAAUGCAGGGGUUUAUUAAGCAUGUGCUUAUGCCUCUUUGCUGGAGCAGGGCCAUCAUGGUCAGCCUCAUAGUCUCUAAAAUGAUCAAGGCUAGAAACUUUCUACUUAAUCUGAAAAGCAGCAGUAGAUCAGCUACUGAUACUUAGUUUUCUUACAGGCUGCAUAAAAUAAUCUCUUUGAGAAUAUAUGUGUGGAAUUAAAAAUUACAAGUCUAACUACACUGAUUGGGCUAAAUAACUUUUACCAUCUAUUUUUAAUAUAUGCAAAUUUAAGGAGAUAUAUUAUUUGAAAUUCACCAUCACCACGUAGCUAUGUUUGUGACAGAAAUGCAUUCUCUGUUACUACAGUAUGUCUAAUUACUUUGUGUCUGUGUAAAGGUGACUAGCCCUGUUACUGGUGGCAUUAGGUAUAAUGUUUUGAAAGCUUUAAAGUUGUAGUAAAGCACUUAGUGAAUUUCCCAUUUUAUAUUUAUACGAACAAGCCUUUUAAAAGCUAGGUGUUUUAGAUCAUAGGCUCAUGUUUUGCUGCAUGCAGCUGUGUAGGUCUGUAUGCUCAAAUAUUAAUAAUUUUAAACAUUUUUCUCAUCUCUGCCAGGACUGGGAUGCUAACUGCAAUUUUUGUUUGUCUCUCUAAUCUUGUGAAUUUACUGCUCGUAUCUCAGCAAAGAGAGAGACUGUUUCACCUGUUAAGCCAAAAUUGCUUUUACCUUUUAAUCUCAAAAAAUACUAAAAUAAAAAGAUGUCAUGAAAAAUUACUUUAAUUUAGCUGACAUAGUCUGAAAUUCCAGUAAUAAUGUAAUUUAAAAUUAUUUAACCAGGAUAUCUGAUAAAGCUAUAUCCUUAAGGAAAUAUUCCAAAGUAUAUUGAGACAUAAGAAACAUAAUAUAGUUAUUAAAUAAUUGGAUGAGAAACAAUUACUUAUAUAAUUUUUAAUAGCGUGUUAUCACGAUUUUAUUCUGAAAAAGGCAACAAAGAAGAGUGAAAAUUCCAAUGUAAUACUGGCCCCUUUUGUACAUUUACAGCAAGAAUUGCUGGCUGAGGGUGGCUACAUUUUCCUAGAUUUAGAAGGAGUGAUAAUUUUGCAUGGUAUUUCUAACUGUGUAGCUCAGCCUUUCUUCAAAGCCUAAAUAAUAAAUGGUUUCUUGGGCUAUACUGUUUUACUUUAUAUUGUUUGUUAUUAAUUCCAGGGGAUAAUACAUUUUAAAUGUUUACAAAUGUACAUAAUGAAGACUAAUGCAAGUCGGAGAGACAUCCAUCAUAGGAAAACACCUAAAAGGCAUAGAAUGGAUGUACUGUUUUGUGUCCUUUAUUGCUUUUUUGGGAAACAUACUUUUGUAAAAAUACAAUAACAAUUUGAAGGCUCAAACCUGGUUUUCCUUGAAUUUUGCCUGUAAAAUGCUGUUGAUAUCUGUGGGAGCAAGAGUAGGUCCUUUGAAAGGAAUUUUCUGGUUAUAUUAAUCCUGCUCCGCAAGCUUCUCUUUCUUACUUACAACAGUAUUAAAAUAUUUGCAAUAAAAUUUGAGUCAUUUGUAAUAUUUUGCAUUAAUUUCACUAGAUUUUGCUUGGUGGAAUUAAACCUUAAUAUUUUUUUCAAUCAA
Messenger RNA from Columba livia (rock pigeon), 5021 nucleotides. It is a transcript of the gene RNF180, whose product is annotated as ring finger protein 180. The coding region runs from base 215 to 1900 and encodes 561 amino acids. Gene Ontology annotation, biological process: positive regulation of proteasomal ubiquitin-dependent protein catabolic process; norepinephrine metabolic process; serotonin metabolic process. Gene Ontology annotation, molecular function: ubiquitin conjugating enzyme binding; metal ion binding; ubiquitin protein ligase activity. The transcript has 7 exons. The record is from RefSeq and is a predicted model, not a curated record. Lineage: Eukaryota; Metazoa; Chordata; Aves; Columbiformes; Columbidae. Gene Ontology annotation, cellular component: endoplasmic reticulum membrane.